This is a messenger RNA of Melanotaenia boesemani (Boeseman's rainbowfish), 3198 nucleotides long. RefSeq names its product StAR-related lipid transfer (START) domain containing 3 (gene stard3). NCBI's taxonomy places the organism in Eukaryota, Metazoa, Chordata, Actinopteri, Atheriniformes, Melanotaeniidae. Gene Ontology annotation, molecular function: cholesterol binding; cholesterol transfer activity. The record is from RefSeq and is a predicted model, not a curated record. The transcript has 15 exons. Gene Ontology annotation, cellular component: late endosome. Bases 139 to 1494 code for a protein of 451 amino acids.
CUCUGACCACGUGAUUUUGCGAAGUUAAGUAGGGAUUUAUCUUGCGGUAACACUUCUUCUUUGAAAAGUCUGCCCGGAAGACUUGGUAAGCGAUGAUGUUGCGGUAAAUCAAGGGGAGUUUCCUGUCUCACAACAGGAAUGCAGGGUGGAGAGUAUGGAGAGUUUGGGGGUAGCCUCCCUGCCAUCGCCUCCUUGAAUGCUUCCUACUCCACAUCGCUGUCCCUCCCUUCCCCAUACCUGCUGAUUCCACCUGCAGAGCGCAGGGCCGUCUCCGACGUCCGUCGUACCUUCUGUCUCUUUGUGACGUUCGACCUCCUCUUCAUCUCGCUUCUCUGGAUCAUUGAGUUGAAUAUCUCCAGCUCGAUCUGGGAGAGCUUAGAAAAAGAGGUUGUCCAUUAUAACUACAGGUCUUCUUUCUUUGACAUAGUGCUGCUCGCCUUGUUUCGGUUCCUGUGUCUGCAAGUGGGCUACGCAGCUUUUCGCCUGAAGCAUUGGUGGGUUAUUGCGGUGACCACUCUAGUGACCAGCGUCUUCCUGGUCGUGAAGGUCAUCGUAUCUAAUCUUCUGUCCCAGAAUGCCUUUGGCUAUGUUUUACCCGUCACCUCAUUCGUGGUGGCUUGGUUGGAAACCUGGUUCCUUGAUUUCAAGGUUCUCCCACAGGAAGCAGAUGAUGAAAGAGCCUACUUAGCAGCUGUGAAUGCAGCCUGUGAACGAGCCCCCAUUAUCUACCCCCGCGCUGUCUCAGAUGGACAGUUCUACUCUCCACCGGAAUCUAUUGCAGGCUCAGAUGAAGAUCUGGAUGAGGAGGGUCUGGGGCGCAGAGCUGUCACCGCUCAGGAGAAGGAAUAUGUCAGACAGGGUCGAGAGGCCAUGUCUGUUGUAGAGCAGAUCCUCAGCCAGGAAGACAACUGGAAAUUUGAGAAAAACAAUGAAAUGGGAGACUCUGUCUACACUUUGGAGAUUCCCUACCAUGGAAAGACUUUCAUUCUCAAGGCCUUAAUGCAGUGUCCUGCUGAGCUUGUGUAUCAGGAGGUGAUUCUUCAACCGGAGAAGAUGGUUCAGUGGAACAAAACUGUUUCCGGCUGCCAGAUCCUUCAGAGGGUUGACGACAACACUCUGGUGUCAUAUGAUGUCUCUUCUGGUGCAGCAGGGGGAGUCGUCUCUGCGAGGGACUUCAUUAAUGUUCGUCGAGUGGAGCGCAAACGAGAUUGUUAUAUGUCUGCUGGCAUGGCAACCAGCCACGACACCAAACCCCCGUGUGGACGCUACGUCAGGGGAGAAAACGGUCCAGGAGGAUUUGUGGUCCUGAAAUCCAGCAGUAACCCAUCUGUCUGCACAUUCAUCUGGAUCCUCAACACAGACUUAAAGGGCCGUCUGCCCCGCUACCUCAUCCACCAGAGCCUAGCUGCCACCAUGUUCGAAUUCAUGUCCCAUUUACGCCAACGUAUCGCUGAACUGCGGCCUUCCUUCUGCUCCCACCACCACCUCACUUAAAGAAGGGGAGAUUUCCUUGGAGGUGGCAUCACUGAAAUGAGCAAAGCAGCUCCCCUAUGAUCCUCUGAGCUGAAGGAAUGUGCUACUGUACUAGAAAAGACUGCACUUCCAAGCAUAGGAGAUGUGAGAUUAUCAGAAUUCACUCAGAUGAGAUGAGGAGUAUUGAGUUCCAAAGACUAUCUUCCUUUUCAUCCAUAAUCUUUUUCUCUUUUGUGAUCCCAUGCACGUCUGUGUUUUGGACCUGUAACUUUCAUGCUGUCUCUUGCCAUGCAGCAAGAGCUUUCUUGAGUCAAGAAACAAUUCACAGAAACAAGAAGGCUUGGGUAAGAAUGGCGAUGCAUCAAACAGUAGUCGAGUCAGACUUGUUCUGAGGAACAGCUGAGCCUUAUCUUACUGCACAGUGUGUUUAUCAUUGAUUUAGCUGCUUUUUGUUUUUUUAUAUUUGUGUCUACACCCUGUUGGACUUGUUUCUGGGCUUCACCUGCCUGCACUUUGCAGCCCUGUUAUCAACAAACUCUUGAUUUAAAGUGGUAACGGCUAUCUCCACUCACUUUACUGUCCUUAACAUACACUGUGAUAGAAGAGGCAGGAUGCUCUGCUGUCUGCUCACCGUUAGAGGGAGGCACCACUGAUCUGUGCAGGGAGAGCCACUGUCUCCUGUUCUGUAAUGAAAAUAGUCUGCUAUUCCUAUUUAACCAAUCAUUAUUUUGACACAGCCUUUUUGUUUUUGUUACUGUGGGAUCACCCAGGAAGUGAAACCAGGAUGGAAAUUAAAUUAGCAUGCGUUACGUUUAUAUUUACUACAUUUUUCUUUUGUGCCAAUAACGUUAUGUGGCCUUGGGGCAAAAUAGGACUCAUCAUUUGCCAUAAGAAAAACAGGGUUGAUUAUUACCCUUAACUUUUAUACUGACCAAGCCCUGAGAUUCAGAUUAAAAUGCGCUUCAGUUUUUUACAUAAUCAAGCAAUAGUUUGUUGCCUUGUAGAAACUUCCCCUCCAGCUGAUGUGUCAUAUCACUCUGCACAUCAGAGUUAGGAUGUGCUUAGAUAUCAUGGUUCAUCGGUACAUCCGUUAUGAAAUGUGGCUAAAAGCUGAGGUUUGUCAUUUGGUUCAAGUUAAUAAGUUAAACAGAGUUUUUGUUGUUUUGUCUUUUUUGUUUUUUUCUCCUAUAUUGAGGCCCGACACAGCUUCAGUUAUUCUAACUGCAGGACCAUGCUCGUGGAUUUAACAGGCAUAGUCUGGAGGAAUUUUAUUUUAUAGUGUUUGUGUAUGCUGCAAUCAUAGUAGGAAAUGAUCCGUACUCAUUAUUUCACAAACUUCAGUUUAUUAGCAUUAAAUAUAAUUUCAGAAUUGAUUUUUUAACUACUUACUGCAAAGAAUGUCAAAUGAAAAUGUGAAAAAAAUGUGUGCCUUUAUCACAGCAACAUUACAUGUCAGUCUUUUCUUUUGCUAUGCAUUUAUUUCAUGCUGUUUAAUAUUAUUUUAGUAUCUUGAGCAAAGAGGUACUAAAUACAUAAGAUCCUUCUUUAAGUGCUUCAAUUUGCUUCUUUCUUUUUUUCUUUUUUUUUUUUUACAGUUUUUGAAUUGAUUUUGUCUGUAAGUCAGUCGUUCAUCCAACAUGCUAAUUUAAAGCCAUCACAACUGACGAACUGUUUUUACCAAGUCUUAACCAGCUCUUAUGUCUAAUAAACUUAAAUAACUCAUGA